UCUAAGUGGUGAGGUUUGGAACCGUUGACCCCGUUGUACACUUAUCACCAUGGUUGACACCCGUAGUGGGAAGAGUACCAGCCCCUAUACUCCGGCUCAACAGGAGCAGAUGGCCGCCCUAGUGAGAGAGAAUAGGGAAAAGAAAGAGCUCCCGAAGCAGGCGAAGUUGAAAGCGAUCGCAAAGAAGCAGGCGGCGAAAAGGAAAAGGUUGGAGGAGGAGAUGAUGAGGGUUCAGCAGGAGGAGGAAGAAAGAAGAAAGGUUGCUGAAGAAGAAGCAGCAGCAGCAGAAAAAGAGGAAGAACGCCUUGAAAGAAGACGUAGGGAAGAAAAAGGGGAGAGCAGUGGCACGACGGAGGAAGAUGCAAAAAUGAAGAAGAAGAUUAGUGAGUGGGUGGCAAAUUUGUCUUUGGGAGAAGAUGAGGAGGCGCAACUGUAUGUGCCACAGGAGGAGAAGGAGGCGUUUGCCAGGGCUUUGGAAAUGAUAGAUGAGCCCCUGGAACGUCAAGAGACAGAAGAUGAGAAAAAGUUGGAGUGGAAGCUGCGCAUGAAAAGGGAGAAGAAGAGAAGGAGGGAGGAAGCUGUCUGAUUGGCCGCAGAGGUGGAGAAAGUACGAGGGUGUAGGCAAGAGGUGCAGGCCCAAGCGGAAGUA
Molecule: messenger RNA, 649 nt
Organism: Chara braunii
Lineage: Eukaryota; Viridiplantae; Streptophyta; Charophyceae; Charales; Characeae
Source: the annotation of a GenBank genome assembly